AUGGUACCAUCCAUACUAAGCCGAUUGGAUAAUGGAGUGUUGCAGUGGCAGUUAUUGAAGGCAGUUUAUUAUCAUCUCCAGUAUUUUCGAAAAAUUGAAACAGAACGUUUUGUGAACUCAUCUCGACUAUCCGUAAGCGCAAUAACGACCGAAAUCCAGCAGAUAUAUGAACUGUACUUUUGUAUGGUGAUGUCAUUGACUUAUUGUUGUACAAAUUGA
This is a messenger RNA of Schistosoma spindalis, 219 nucleotides long. Lineage: Eukaryota; Metazoa; Platyhelminthes; Trematoda; Strigeidida; Schistosomatidae. The record is from the annotation of a GenBank genome assembly.